Messenger RNA from Triplophysa rosa, 5156 nucleotides. RefSeq names its product carboxylesterase 2b (gene ces2b). The record is from RefSeq and is a predicted model, not a curated record. Bases 50 to 4891 code for a protein of 1613 amino acids. The transcript has 37 exons. NCBI's taxonomy places the organism in Eukaryota, Metazoa, Chordata, Actinopteri, Cypriniformes, Nemacheilidae.
AAACUAUUCACAGAUCGCUCGUAAACGUCCGUUCUUCGGCUGUGCUACAAUGAGCGCGGUCAUGCGAAGAUCUGCCGUACUGUUACUGUGCGUAACUGCACUGACUUUACAAAGCACAGUGAAAGCAAGUGAUGGAGCUGUCGUACAAACCAAAUCUGGAUCCCUGAAAGGUGGUCAUCUUACUGCACAAGGGAAGGAAACAGUGAUUUAUACUUAUCUGGGUAUUCCUUUUGCCAAGCCGCCCUUGGGUCCAUUGAGACUGGCUCCACCCCAACCAGCAGAGACAUGGACUGGAGUGAGAGAUGCUACAAAACAGCCACCCAUGUGUGUGCAGGAGAGACAAGUACUUGUGGAUUUGUUGUCGAACUUUUCUCAGAGUAUGGAGAUUCCUGAAAUAUCAGAGGAUUGUCUUUACCUCAACGUUUACACUCCAUCCAAACCUGGAGACAAUGCCAAGUUGCCUGUUAUGGUUUGGAUCCAUGGUGGAGGAUUGGUUAUGGGGUCUGCGUCGAUGUUUGAUGGACAUGUUUUGGCCGCCUAUCAGGAUGUAGUUGUGGUCUUAAUUCAAUACAGACUCGGCGUCCUUGGAUUUUUUAGCACAGGAGAUGAACAUGCAGCAGGAAACUACGGCCUUCUGGAUCAGGUGGCUGCACUUCAGUGGGUUCAGGAGAACAUUCCCAGCUUCGGCGGAGAUCCUGGAUCAGUCACCAUCUUUGGAGAGUCUGCUGGAGGAGUCAGCGUGUCCUUACAUGUUCUUUCACUGUUGUCUACAAACCUCUUUCAUUAUGCCAUCGCAGAGAGUGGCACAGCGGCAAUGGACGCUAUCAUGAACCCCUACCCUCUGUUCACAGCCAAGGCUGUAGCCAAUGCAUCUGGCUGUGAUGUUUCCAGCACAAAGGAGAUUGUUGACUGUGUCAGGCAGUUGUCAGAAGAAGACGUCUUGAAGAUAACUCAUGAUAAUCCAAUUUUUCGUUUUGGAGUGACAACAGAUGGUCAGUUCCUUCCUAAAUCUGCAGAGGAGCUUCUUCAAAGCCACAAGUUCAACAAAGUGCCUCUCAUGACUGGAGUUACAAAUGAUGAGUGUGGAUACAUGCUGCCUAAUUUCAUGGCAGGUCCAGGGUGGAAGGAUGGCAUGGACAGAGAGCAAAUCGCACAGUUUUUACCAAUGUUUAAUCCUGAUCUUCAAGAUCCGUUUCUCGCUGAGCUCGUGUUAAAUGAAUAUCUGGGCACAUCCAGCGACAGGAUUAAAAACCGAGAUGGUUUUCGAGAGAUCUUGGGCGACCUCUUUUUCAACAUCCCAGCUCGCAAAACUGCGAAUAGCCACAGAGAUUCUGGUGCACCAGUUUACAUGUAUGAAUUCCAGCAUCCUCCCAGUUUAUUUCAAAAGAAGAGACCCAGUUUUGUUGGCUCUGAUCAUGGAGAUGAACUUUUAUUUGUCUUUGGAUACUGCUUUGGAAAAGGACAUAUUAAAAUCGAAGAGAAACUUACAGAGGAAGAACAUGAACUUUGUAAAACUGUCAUGGCUUAUUGGGGAAACUUUGCUCGCACUGGGUCUCCGAAUGGUCCGGGUCUCACAGAAUGGCCUAAAUACGGAGCCGAAGCUGAAUAUCUCAGCAUUGGACUACAACAGAAACCUGCCAAAAAUCCAAAAGGAAAACAUCUUACUUUUGUGACCGAAACACUUCAACAGAUCAUAAAAGAACGGAAGGAAGGAGCUGUCGUACAAACCAAAUCUGGAUCCCUGAAAGGUGGUCAUCUUACUGCACAAGGGAAGGAAACAGUGAUUUAUACUUAUAUGGGUAUUCCUUUUGCCAAGCCGCCCUUGGGUCCAUUGAGACUGGCUCCACCCCAACCAACAGAGACAUGGACUGGAGUGAGAGAUGCUACAAAACAGCCACCCAUGUGUGUGCAGGAGAGACAAGUACUUGUGGAUUUGUUGUCGAACUUUUCUCUGAGUAUGGAGAUUCCUGAAAUAUCAGAGGAUUGUCUUUACCUCAACGUUUACACUCCAUCCAAACCUGGAGACAAUGCCAAGUUGCCUGUUAUGGUUUGGAUCCAUGGUGGAGGAUUGGUUAUGGGGUCUGCGUCGAUGUUUGAUGGACAUGUUUUGGCCGCCUAUCAGGAUGUAGUUGUGGUCUUAAUUCAAUACAGACUUGGCUUACUUGGAUUUAUGAGCACAGGAGAUGAACAUGCAGCAGGAAACUACGGCCUUCUGGAUCAGGUGGCUGCACUUCAGUGGGUUCAGGAGAACAUUCCCAGCUUCGGCGGAGAUCCUGGAUCAGUCACCAUCUUUGGAGAGUCUGCUGGAGGAGUCAGCGUGUCCUUACAUGUUCUUUCACUGUUGUCUACAAACCUCUUUCAUUAUGCCAUCGCAGAGAGUGGCACAGCGGCAAUGGACGCUAUCAUGAACCCCUACCCUCUGUUCACAGCCCAGGCUGUAGCCAAUGCAUCUGGCUGUGAUGUUUCCAGCACAAAGGAGAUUGUUGACUGUGUCAGGCAGUUGUCAGAAGAAGACAUCUUAAAGAUAACUCAUGAGAAUCCAAUGUUUCGUUUUGGAGUGACAACAGAUGGUCAGUUCCUUCCUAAAUCUGCAGAGGAGCUUCUUCAAAGCCACAAGUUCAACAAAGUGCCUCUCAUGACUGGAGUUACAAAUGAUGAGUGUGGAUUUAUGCUGCCUGAUUUCAUGGCAGGUCCAGGGUGGAAGGAUGGCAUGGACAGAGAGCAAAUCGCACAGUUUUUUCCAAUGUUUAAUCCUGAUCUUCAAGAUCCGUUUCUCGCUGAGCUCGUGUUAAAUGAAUAUCUGGGCACAUCCAGCGACAGGAUUAAAAACCGAGAUGGUUUUCGAGAGAUCUUGGGCGACCUCUUUUUCAACAUCCCAGCUCGCAAAACUGCUAAUAGCCACAGAGAUUCUGGUGCACCAGUAUACAUGUAUGAAUUCCAGCACCCCCCCAGUAUACUUCAAAAGAAGAGACCCAGUUUUGUUGGCUCUGAUCAUGGAGAUGAACUUUUAUUUGUCUUUGGAUACUGCUUUGGAAAAGGACAUAUCAAACUAGAAGAGAAACCUACAGAGGAAGAGCAUGAACUUUGUAAAACUGUCAUGGAUUAUUGGGGGAACUUUGCUCGCACUGGGUCUCCGAAUGGUCCGGGUCUCACAGAAUGGCCUAAAUAUGGAGCCGAAGCUGAAUAUCUCAGCAUUGGACUACAACAGAAACCUGGCAAAAAUCCAAAAGGAAAACAUCUUACUUUCGUGACCGACAAACUUCAACAGAUCAUAAAAGAACGGAAGGAAGGACCUGUAGUUCAUACCAAACUAGGAUCUCUAAAAGGUUCCCUUCUGACCGUGAAGGGGAAGGAGACAAUCGUGUAUAGCUAUCUAGGCGUACCGUUUGCUAAACCACCUGUGGGACCCCUCAGACUGGCCCGAACCCAACCCGCAGACACAUGGGAGGGAGUGAGAGACGCCACGCGACAGCCACCCAUGUGUGUUCAGGACAGGGAAGGAGUUUUAAGCGAACUAGAGUUUUUCUCGAUGAGUCUGGAAGUUCCAGAGGUUUCAGAGGAUUGCUUAUACGUCAACGUUUACACUCCAUCUAAACCUGGAGAUAGUACCAAUUUACCAGUCAUGGUUUGGAUUCACGGCGGAGGCUUUAGUUUUGGUGCCGCCUCUCUGUACGAUGGCUCGGUUCUGUCUGCGUAUGAGAAUGUUGUUGUGGUGCUGAUUCAGUACAGAUUGGGCCUGUUAGGAUUCUUCAGCACAGGAGAUGAACAUGCAGCAGGAAACUACGGCUUUCUGGAUCAGGUGGCUGCACUUCAGUGGGUUCAGGAGAACAUUCCCAGCUUCGGCGGAGAUCCUGGAUCAGUCACCAUCUUUGGAGAGUCUGCUGGAGGAGUCAGCGUUAAUUUGCUUAUGCUGUCCCCGUUGGCCUCGGGUCUGUUCCAUCGUGCCAUAGCAGAGAGUGGCACCGCUGUAUGGCCCGGCCUUGAGACCUCCAAUCCUUUAAUCUCAGCUCAGAAUGUUGCCAAAUCAUCGAACUGUGACGGCAGGACUUCAUCCAGUAUUGUGGAGUGCAUCAUGCGCUGGUCCAGUGAGGAAGCUGAGAAAUAUUCCAGUCAGUACAAAAUGCUGCACUUCAGAGUUGCUGUGGAUUCUUAUUUCUUGCCCAAACCUAUAGAGGAGAUCAUAGAGAAGCAAGAGUUCAGCAAAGUUCCUCUUAUUACUGGCAUUACUGAUGAUGAGUUUGGCUUAUUAUUGGCCGCGUACUUUGAGGGUCCAGGUUGGAUUGAUGGCAUGACAAAGGAACAAGCUACAGACGCAUUGACUCUCGGGUAUCCCGAUCAGGAGGAUCGAUGGAUCCGUGAACUGGUGGCAAAGGAGUACAUAGGUGCCACCAAAGACUCCAUACAAAUCCGAGACAGUUAUAGAGAGAUGAUGGGAGAUGUGUUUUUUAAUAUUCCUGCUCUCAAACUGGCCAAAUACCAAAGAGCUUCGGGAGCGCCUGUGUACCUGUACGAGUUUCAGGAUGCUCCAAGUGUGAUCAAGAAGAACAAGCCAAGUUUUGUUGGCGUCGACCACGCAGAUGAGAUUCUCUUUAUUCAGGGUAGCUGCUUCACAAAAGCCCACAUCACGAUAACCGGUGCGUUCACAAAGGAAGACGAUGAACUGUGCAGAACAGUGAUGGCCUACUGGGGGAACUUUGCUCACACUGGGUCUCCUAAUGGUCCGGGUCUCCCGGCAUGGCCUGAAUACGGAGCUGAAGCAGAGUAUCUAGGCAUUGGAGUGCAACAGAAACCUGGCAAAAACCUGAAGGCAAAACACGUCAAGUUCCUGACAGAAACACUUCCAGAGCUUGUUCGUCUCAGACGAGAGAAAAGUGAGCAUUUGGAGCUGUAGACAGAUCGCUUGCCCCUGUUAGAAACAAACAUGCACUUAAAAAAGACAUUUAAAGGGUGGCGCUGAAAAGGGAAUGAUUGUGAUGAAGUAACUGUAAUUUUGAUCAAAUGAAUAAUAAUAAUAUGAUUGCUCUGUAAAGGGACCACCUGAGAAGGUAAACAUUUUUUUUAUGUAUGCCAAUUGAUUUGAUCAACUGAUACAUUGACAAAUGUUCUUAUAAAUCUAAUUCACACUUAUAUAUGUAAUAAAACACAGAAUCAGACAA